AUGUCGGAUAGGAAAAAAAGUAAAGUUUGGUUGCAUUUUACUGUGGUCAAUAGUGAAAAAGCUAAAUGUGAUAUUUCAAAACAUUUUUCUACGCUCAAUGAAAAUGAGACUACUUCUCAACAUCAACAAUCUCAAUCGGCCAGGACGACUAUUGACGAGGCUGUGGCAGGUCCUUCAAGUGCUCCAGAUGUAAGACAUCACGACAGUACUACCAAGAUUUCUUUACAAUCUCAAUUGGCCGAAGUACCUACACUUAAACUUGCACAAACCAAAAUGUCGGCUUUUUCUGUACGCCUAGCAUCUGUGUCUAGAACAAAAAUGCUAAAUGAAAUGGUCCUAAACAUUAUUUUACAAGAUCGUCAACCAUUUUCUGUAGUCGAGGAUAACGGAUUUAGAGCCCUAAUAGCUGUCCUUGAUCCUUCCUAUCAACUACCAUCAAGAACAACUUUUAGUCGUGAUUUGUUAAAUAAAAAAUAUGAUGACGUUGUAUUGAGAGUGAAAUCUUUAUUAAAUGAAGCAGAGUAUAUAACACAACUAACACUUGGACAUCACGUUCUGUUGAAAAUUACAUGGCAGUAA
Molecule: messenger RNA, 579 nt
Organism: Psylliodes chrysocephalus
Lineage: Eukaryota; Metazoa; Arthropoda; Insecta; Coleoptera; Chrysomelidae
Source: the annotation of a GenBank genome assembly